AUGGCUCCAGAACACGAUGCCCUCAUUCUAUCAUUCUCCCACCUGCCGGAUUUCCCGCGCGCCCCUGAUGCUCUCCAAACGCUGAAGAAGGUGGCCUCCUUGGUCAAGCCCAUCAUGCGAGUUCGAGGGUGGAAGGUGGGAGAGCUAGCCGAGUUCUACCCAGAUCAAGCAAACCUUCUUGGUCUCAAUAUCAACAGAGGCCAAAGAAUUCUCGUCCGCUUACGUUAUCCCAAUGACCGAUCACUCUUCCUACCUAUCGAGCAUGUUAUCGAUACGAUGCUUCACGAACUUUCCCACAUUGUAUUUGGACCCCAUGAUGGCAACUUCCACGCGUUGUGGAAUCAGCUUCGAGACGAACACGAGUCGCUCAUUCGAAAGGGAUACACGGGUGAAGGAUUUCUAUCCGAUGGACAUCGCCUUGGAGGCGGCCGGAUACCUAUGCAUGAAGCUCGACGGCUUGCUAGAGCAUCAGCCGAAAAGCGUCGCACUUUGACUAAGGGGUCGGGCCAGCGUCUUGGUGGCUCUGGACCCAGCAUCGGGUCUGAUAUUCGGCGAACCAUUAUGGGCGCAGUUGAGCGCAGAAAUAAUACGCUGCAAGGAUGUGGUAACACGAAUCACAAUGACAGAGAGAUCCAACAAAUCUCCGAGACAGCUACAAAGAACGGCUUCCGUACGCAGGCCGAGGAAGAUGCGGCCAACGAAGCUGCGAUAGCGCAAGCUCUCUGGGAACUGGUGCAAGGAGAAGAGCGCCAGCGGUAUGGUGGUUACUUCAUCCCACCCACAGCGCAAAAUCCUACUGGCAACGGGGGAGGGUCCGUCAUGAGAGAUCACGAAAACAGAAGCAGGAGUGUUCCUCCGCCGAUCCCAGGACCAGCAACAAGACCCCCAUCGGUACCGAGGCCAGAGACUCGGCCACCAGUUGUGUCUGCGCCAGUGCCACAACCGGCUCCGCAACGGGGCUGGACAUGCGGAGUCUGUACCCUCCAUAAUCCUGCGAGUUUCUUGUGCUGCGAUGCGUGCGGCACAGAACGAGGCCAGGACCCUCAGCGUCAAGUGUGGACACCAAAUGCCGAGAAGCGCGAGCGCGAACGUCAACGGGCAUUAAUGGCCGAAAGGGCGGAAAGCACGACACAGCCUGCCACCAUUGAUCUCACAGGUAGUCCACCCAGAGCCAGUAGUAGUAGGAAGACUGGCAGCAACAUUCAACGCCCCGAGCCAGUGAAACCACUAACCUGGCAAUGUUCGUAUUGCGGGACGAUGAUGGAAAGACAGUGGUGGACGUGUUCGACAUGUGGAGUGAUGAAAGACAAUUCACUCUGA
Molecule: messenger RNA, 1320 nt
Organism: Colletotrichum phormii
Lineage: Eukaryota; Fungi; Ascomycota; Sordariomycetes; Glomerellales; Glomerellaceae
Product: WLM domain-containing protein
Exons: 2
Coding region: 1-1320 (439 amino acids)
Biological process (GO): DNA repair
Cellular component (GO): nucleus
Molecular function (GO): metallopeptidase activity
Source: RefSeq, a predicted model, not a curated record